GGUCCUUCUGUGCCUUCCGGCGUUGAAAACAACCGGAAUAAGCAUACGUGUCACUUAACGGUGAUGAGCUGGCUGCUAAGUGUCCUUGAAGUGCCAAGCUGUCAAUUUAAAAAUGGACAGGGAUCGAUCUGUCCCUUUCUCCCAAAUAAAAACGCUGUCGUUUUGUGUGGGAUGGGAGGUUCAAAUGCUGCGCUACUUCACUAUAUACUCUGAAAAUGUAUCACUGUGUUCGACUGUAAACCCUAGUACAGCAUGGUUCAUAGUGAAGAACGUGGAUCGACAUCAAAUCGGCGAAGUGGGAGAGAUGAAAACGAAUCAAGUUGGAGUUUGAAUGUUACUGGGAGUGUGGGAUCAAGGUGGAAGAAGAAGUGGGUUGCCCCAGAGUGUAAUUGUGGAAUUUAUGCAAUUUUGUUCAUGUCUGGAACCGAUAUGAACCCAAACAGACUAUUCUUUCGAUGCCCAUAUUUCAAGACUCCAACACCUCAUUGCAAAUACUUUUAUUGGCUUGAUGAUUAUGUUGCAUCAUUCAAUGAGGAUGCUGCGAAGACUCUUUUGUUCGGAGGUUUGAAGCUGAAUCAGAAUCAUAAAGAAGAUCAUUCUUCUGCAGAUGAUAACAAAGUUAGGGAGCUAGAGGAAAGAUUGGUUGGCUUAGAAAUUCAUUUGAAGAAAGCUAGAUUGAAUUUUAGUCAAAUUAGAUGCAGUAGUGUUGGAUGUGUUAUGUUGGCAUUUGUUGCUGGAAUUGUAGUCAGAAACCUGUUUAGUGGUGUAGUUUAGAGAGAUCAAAUGUUACUUCUGGAAUACUGUGAAACAUGGUGAUCUUGGUUGUUAAGU
Messenger RNA from Arachis duranensis, 831 nucleotides. RefSeq lists its product as uncharacterized. The transcript has 2 exons. The coding region runs from base 253 to 774 and encodes 173 amino acids. The record is from RefSeq and is a predicted model, not a curated record. Gene Ontology annotation, molecular function: zinc ion binding. Lineage: Eukaryota; Viridiplantae; Streptophyta; Magnoliopsida; Fabales; Fabaceae.